GCUGCGCUUUGCUGCGCUGCGCAGCGCCGUGCUCCAAGCCCCAAUACUUUACACAGGGUCAUUUCAGGAGACCUCUCUGAGGAACGGCAGCAAGCCCCAGGCCUCGCCCUUGGGUCACGCCUCCUCCUCUCCGUGGCCGCACCCACCUACCCCGCCCCUGCAGCUCCUGACUGUGAGUCUGGCUGUUACAUCAUCAUCGGGCGCCAGGUCUGGCUUUUCUAUUUGCCUUGUGUCUCUGCGACUCUCUUUAGGGUCCAUGUGGUUUUCUUCAGGUGAUUCUGGACGGUCCCAGGAGGGGUGUGACGAAAUCCAAGAAAUUUUCAUUGAGGUCCGGGUGUCUGCGCGGACCUCAGGGCCUAUCAGAGACAUAAGGCGGAGUCGCUAUAAUCAUUUCUAACACCAGUUUCAAACUACUUACUUUUGGAUAACAGCCCAAUUAUAUGAAAUUAUGGCUGGUUAUAAGCCUGCAGCUAUUCAGACAUAUCCUAUACUUGGUGAAAAAAUCACCCAAGAUACACUGUAUUGGAACAACUAUAAGACUCCUGUUCAGAUCAAGGAGUUUGGUGCAGUGUCAAAAGUAGACUUUUCUCCGCAGCCUCCAUACAAUUAUGCUGUCACAGCUUCUUCAAGGAUUCACAUUUAUGGCCGGUACUCCCAAGAACCUAUAAAAACCUUUUCCCGAUUUAAAGACACAGCCUACUGUGCUACUUUUCGACAGGAUGGCAGACUGCUCGUGGCUGGCAGUGAAGAUGGUGGAGUUCAGCUUUUUGAUAUAACUGGGAGGGCUCCCCUCAGGCAGUUUGAAGGCCAUACUAAAGCAGUUCACACAGUGGAUUUUACAGCUGACAAAUACCAUGUGGUUUCUGGGGCUGAUGAUUAUACAGUUAAAUUAUGGGAUAUUCCAAACUCCAAAGAAAUUCUGACGUUCAGAGAACAUUCUGACUAUGUGAGGUGUGGAUGUGCUAGCAAACUGAAUCCAGAUCUCUUUGUAACAGGGUCCUAUGAUCAUACUGUGAAGAUGUUUGAUACACGAACAAACCAGAGUGUGUUCUCUGUUGAACACGGGCAGCCAGUGGAGAGUGUCCUGCUUUUUCCUUCUGGAGGUCUUCUGGUAUCAGCAGGAGGUCGUUAUGUUAAAGUCUGGGACAUGCUAAAAGGGGGACAGUUGCUAGUGUCUUUGAAGAAUCAUCAUAAAACCGUGACAUGUUUGUGCCUGAGCAGCUCUGGACAGAGGUUACUCUCUGGGUCGCUGGAUAGGAAGGUGAAAGUAUAUAGCACAACUUCCUACAAAGUAGUCCACAGUUUCGAUUAUGCAGCUUCAAUUUUGAGUCUUGCACUUGCACAUGAAGACGAAACAAUAGUUGUGGGAAUGACCAAUGGGAUACUGAGUGUUAAACAUCGGAAAUCUGAGCCCAAGAAGGAUUCUCUCCCCAGAAGAAGAAGGCCUGCAUACCGAACUUUUAUUAAAGGAAAAAGUUACAUGAAACAAAGGGAUGACAUUUUGAUCAACAGGCCAUCAAAAAAACACUUAGAAUUGUAUGACAGGGACCUGAAAAAUUUCCGGGUCUCCAAAGCCCUUGACAGAGUUCUUGAGCCCAGCUGUACAGUAAAGACGCCCGAGAUUACAGUUUCCAUCAUAAAGGAGCUAAAUCGAAGAGGAGUCCUGGCCAAUGCCCUUGCGGGUCGGGAUGAAAAAGAAAUUAGUCGUGUUCUUAAUUUUUUGAUAAGGAAUCUCUCCCAGCCAAGAUUUGCUUCUGUUUUGAUCAAUGCUGCUGAAAUAAUUAUUGAUAUAUAUCUGCCUGUGAUUGGUCAGUCACCUGUAGUUGAUAAAAAGUUUUUGUUACUUCAAGGACUUGUAGAAAAAGAGAUUGAUUACCAAAAAGAACUGCUGGAAACCUUAGGGAUGAUGGAUAUGCUUUUUGCUACCAUGACGAGGAAAGAAAGCACUUCUGUGUUGCAGCACACACCUGAUGAGCUUCUAGAGAGCAAGAAAGUGGAGUCAUAGUGCCUGCAUCGUGAGACGCACAAGACCUGCUAGCUUGAGACAUUUGAUUCCAUUAACUGAGGGAAAGAGAAUCUCCUUGACACAGUUUUAAAAGACUACUUAUAGAAGCAAUCUUAGAAAGAGACUGGACUAACUAUGAUUGGAAAAUACGUACCUGUUUUACGACAUGGUUUCCCACGUCAUAGUUUGAAUUACUUCAUGGCAUUUUUGGCUAGACAAUCUCAAUUUUCUUAGUCUUAGUGCGUGUCCACCUUCGACAAAUUGAUAUCAGUUUUAAUAUGGCUAAGUUCUCUGUCAGCGUUGGGGUGGGCAUUCAGGACUGGAGAGAGGGAUUCAACUGGGAAUCCGGCCAAGGAACAGGCCUUUAUUUUUCAGUCCUAUUCUGGGGGGUGGAAAACAACAAAACUGGCAACACAGAGUCUUUAAUCAGUGCCCUCGGGAUUUCCAGGCACCAGCCGAGCUCGCCGCUCCAUUAUCCUAGGUCCCACGUUCUACUUCAGCUGGUAACGGGUCUGUUACUGUUUCAUGUGUGGCAAAUCACCAGCCGGCUCUGAAUAACUGAUGCCAGUUAGACACGGAUUCAGAGAGAGAGAUGAGGCAGAUUUGAUACUUAAAAACUGCUUGUCACCCAGGUUUCCUUUUUAUUUGUUAUUUCUUUCAUCUUGACUGCCUUUAUCAGAAGGUCUACAAAUAGACCUUAUUGGACAACAGUUUUUUUUCUUCUUCCCUUUAAUAGGCAGUCUUUCUACCAAUGAAAAGUUGCCAUUUCUCUUGUAAUAAAUAGCCCAUCAGCCUUUUACACAUGUGUUUGGAACCUAUGUUGUAGCUGCCUGCCUCUCUGGAAACUGUUUUCUCUGGUCUGUGUUUAGAUUUUUUUUUUUCUUUACACAAUCACCUUGUGUUUCUGAACCCAAGCCUGAGUAGCUGGCUUUGGAAAAAAGCUGUAUUUUUUAAAGGUUCAGUAUAAAUCACACCUUUUAAUAACGAGAUUCUUAUUUCUCUCUUGGUUUUCUGAGAUGUAUCAGUUCCAGUUGGACAGGCACUGACUGGCUGUUUCCACACUUGCUACCUCUUCUAUCUUCCCCCAGUUCCUGUCCCACCCCGAGUUAAUUAUCUAUAAGGAAAUACACCUUGGGCUAGAAGAACCUUUAGUUAAAGGAAAUUUUUGUAAUGGGAAUGUCCUCUUAAAAUUUUAGAUUUGUGAAUUUGGGCUUUUUUUUUUAAGUAGGAAAAAUACUUCUGUGUUGUGGUAAGGGCAUAUGCUCAAACAAGGGGGCUAGGUUCCGUCAUGAAUUGACUUGAGCAGGCAUACAGCACAGUGGCUCGUAAGGAGUCAGGACAUUGCUUAACCCUUGUAAGUAUGAGAUUAGUCAAGCUCAUAAACUGGUCAUGUUGAGAAGUGUUAAUUUAUAUAAAUAAGUUUUGUAUUUAAAAGCAUUUU
Messenger RNA from Phyllostomus discolor (pale spear-nosed bat), 3446 nucleotides. It is a transcript of the gene UTP15, whose product is annotated as UTP15 small subunit processome component. NCBI's taxonomy places the organism in Eukaryota, Metazoa, Chordata, Mammalia, Chiroptera, Phyllostomidae. Gene Ontology annotation, molecular function: protein binding. Bases 449 to 2005 code for a protein of 518 amino acids. Gene Ontology annotation, biological process: positive regulation of transcription by RNA polymerase I; rRNA processing. The transcript is spliced from 13 exons. The record is from RefSeq and is a predicted model, not a curated record. Gene Ontology annotation, cellular component: nucleolus.